Myxozyma melibiosi is the source of this 4183-nucleotide messenger RNA. RefSeq lists its product as uncharacterized. The coding region runs from base 144 to 4112 and encodes 1322 amino acids. The record is from RefSeq and is a predicted model, not a curated record. The transcript has 3 exons. NCBI's taxonomy places the organism in Eukaryota, Fungi, Ascomycota, Lipomycetes, Lipomycetales, Lipomycetaceae.
CCACAACCGGCUCUUGAAGGAGUGUUUGGAGGAACUCUCCGAGCCGCACUCUGCUCGCCGGAUAUCGUCAUCGCGGUCUUCUACAAGCAUUCGACCUCCUUCACAUCCACAGCUGGGCUCAAUUGGCUUCGACGGUGUUGAAGAUGCACGACGCUGCGACCCACUCCUUCCUCUCCCAGAUCCCGCUCAUCAUCUCCCCGUUCCUAAAAGUCCCCCAACCCGUCUCUCUUCCACUCAACUAUGCCCCUCUCCCGCGCGCACUCCCGCCCUCCUCCGCCGCUCUCUUCAGCGAAGUCAAGACCAUCCUCGCUUCCGUCGAGGACCAGAAGAAGCAGGUCGUCGACCGCCACGAGCAUGCGAAGCGGGUCGUCGCAAAGUGGGAGGAGCAGAUAAGCCAGGCCGAGACCAUGCAUCAGCGCCAGAUCGCGCCGGGCUACCUCGACUCAAAAGUCCACAUCCUCGAGCCCAGGCAUCUCGACGAUCCCUCGUCUACUGCAUCGCCUGUCCUGUCUGCCGCCUCUGUCGCGCCACCGCAGACUACCGCUCCCGUGCAGCCUACGCCUAUCCAUGCUGCUACCUUUGCUGACUACAGCGCGCCGGCUGCUCCUACCCCGGCACCGGCCCAGCAGUCGUUGAUUUCUGUGCCGCCUACGCCUGCACCGCAGUAUGGCUAUGACCGAGCUUACUCAUCGCCUGUCUACGCUCCUCCUCCCCAGCAGCAGAUGUACACUUCUCCCCCCGUCCAAUCUCCAAAAGUCCCACCCUCCCUCUCCCACUCCGCCUCCUUCCACAGCGAAGCCUCGGUCUACCAAUCCCAGUCCUCGAUCUACGACCCUCCAUCCUACCAAUCCCACCAACCCCCCAUCCCCGAGCCUUCCCCCGCCUUCUCGCGACGACCCACCGCCCAGCGCCAAGUCUCGUCCUCCGCCCACUCCGUCAGAUCUGGCUCGCCCGCUCCCCCGGGCCCCCCGCUCCCUCCUCGCCCGCCUUACGAGCUCAUCCAUCGUCCUCUGCGUCUAUCCACCAUGCGCAAGCCGACCAUCGGAGAAUUCCCAUGGGCCCGCGCAGCCGCUGAAGCAGCUCGCUCGCUCCGCGGCGGCGACGCAGGUCGUCCGCCUCCUGCUGGAGGCUACGGCUCGGUCGCAGCCGAACAGCCGUACUCUCUCCAGCGAACCGAUUCGAAUCGCACGGACGUCUCGACCCUGUACGAGACGCCUGCGUUUAGACGGUCUUCGCUCCCGAGAUUAGACUCGUACCGCGGACGGGAUUCUAGUUUCGGAUCUCUCGACGCGAAGCUGAGCGAAUACCUCGGCCGUCCACCGACUGUCGAUUCAGAAUUGCCAAAGUACACGUCCUCGACGCGAACGACUCUCGAUCCGCUUCCGGAGAAGAGUACUUUCGAACCCAGCUAUCUCCGCGACUAUUCCCCUCCACCACCGCCUGCCGCUGAGACCGCCCAGCUUAUCGAUCUCGACGACGAGGAGCCGGCGCCGCUUCAGUCUCCUAAACCGUCUUCAGAGCUCAUCGGUAAUACCUCCCCCGAGCCCACUUUCGAUGCUGCGGCACCGGGUCCCGAGUCUGUCUCUGCUGAUGGCUUGCCUGCGUAUCUCUCUACAGAGUCAGCAGGGAACUUGUACCCCAGCGUGGAUAGUAAAGUGCCGUUUUCUGGAGAUUAUCUAGACGCUCCUGCGAAUGAAACCGCAGAUCUGCAUGAGACUGAAGUGGCUAAGCCUUCUGCGGAAAGUGACGAUGACUUUGACUUUGAAGAAUUGAUGAAGCCGCAGUCGUCUGCUUCUCUGCUCGCGAGACCGCAGGAGACCGAGCCGGAGGUCGACGCCGUCGCUGCAGCUGAUCUGCCGGAUGAGAGAGCAUUCCCAGAAGAUGCUGAAGCUGAAGCUGCUGAUGCUGAUGCUGAUGCUGAACCUUCAGAAACUGCGCCGGCAGGUGAGGAAGACGAGGCGGCUAUUGAUGCGAUGCUGAAAGCGCUGCAGGACGAGAUCGACGAGGAAGAGCGCGCGGAAGCUAGAGCGAAGCGCGAAGCCCGUCGGCAGGCGCUGGCGGCGAAGGCAGCGGCUGAGGCAGCGGCUGCUGCUGAAUCUGAGCAGGCUGAAGGCGAUGAGGAGCAUACUGGUGAUGCUGUGUUUAUUCAGACUGCGGAUGAUGAGGCUGCGGAGGCGAAGCCUUCUGCUGAGGAGGAGGAGAUUGUUGAUGAAAAGGUUCCCGGUGAGGAUGAGGAAGUUGCCGAAGUAGUCCCCACCGAGAGCAACGAAGAACUCAAAACCCCCGAAGAAUACGAACGCGCGACGGACGCGCACGCAGACGAGUACGAAGACGCAGCAGCAGCCGCAGCAGCAGCAGAUUCUGACCUGAACCUGACCGCGACCGACUUUUACUCGCGCGCGGAGUCCGACAUGGCGGGGUCGACUGAGAUUGCGGAGAAAGACGAGGACUCGGUCGAGGAUCUGUCGGAGGCGCAGGCGAUUCGGAAUUUGGGGCAGUAUGAGGAUCAGCCGGGGAAGACGGUGUCGGUGAGAGGGAGGAAGGCGGAUGAGAUUGAGCUUGAUGAGUUGAAGAGUAAAGUUCCUGAGGUUGAGGUAGAGGAGCAGACGGAGGUGGUUGAAGGUGAGGUGAUUGAAAGUCAGCAGGAAGGAGCUGAGGAAGUCGCUUCAGAGACGCAGGAAGAAGACAUCGACAGCGACGAAACCGGCAAAGACUACGAAAUCAUCAGCAUGCCCUCCUCCGACUCCGAAGAGCACGGAAUCCCACCCGCGCCCACCACCACAGCUGAAGAAGACAUCGCGCCGGCGGAGGAAGAGUUUGAAGACCGACGCGGGCUGGAGUAUGAGUCUGAUUUGAUUGCGAAUGAGUGGGGAAGCGUUGUGCCGGAUAGUUUUGGCGAUGGGUAUUAUGGAGGGUAUAGAGCUCAGGAGACGGCGCCGGUUGCUGCUGAGACUACGAAUGAGCCUGGAGAGGUGGCUGUCGAAGAUGCUCAGCCUAGUGUUGAUGGCGCGGUCGAGUCAGAUGUUGAUGGUGCGGCUGAUGACGCGGAUGAAACCCCAGAGGCUGUCGCCGAGCAAGCCGUUGAUGAGCCAGAACUCGCUGAAGAGAUCUCGGAAGCUCCUGAGACUGACGAGCUAGCUGCAGAAACGGAAGAGACCGCCGAGCCUGAAGAGACCUUAAACCCUGAAGAGACCUCCGAGCCUGAAGCGACCUCCGAACCCGAACAAACUGCAGAGGAAGAGACUGAUGCCAAGCCUUCUGACUCAAGCGACGGUGGUGUCGAAGAGGAGGUUAUCGACGGUGAUGCAUUGGAUGAAGAAGAAACGGCGGUUGCGGAUGAAGGUACUUUCGAGCCGGCGAUCGAUGUCGAGGAAGAAUCGACUGAAACGACAGAGACCGCUGAAGUCGCAGAAAAAACUCCUGAUGCUGUCGAUGUCGAUGAGGAGUUGGAUGAGAGUGAGGGAGUUGAAGAACCGGUAGAGGAAACUCCUGAUGUUGUCGAGGUCUCUGAGGAGGUGGAUGAGUCUGCGAAGGUCGAUGUCUCUGAGGAUGUCAAUGAGCCCGAGAAGGUCGAUGAGACUGAGGAGGGUGAAGAGUCUGCGGAGGAGGCGGAUGACACUGAGCCCGCCGUUGUGACUGAGCAGGUAGCCGUGCCUGAUGAGCAGCUGGUUGAGGGCACUCUCACUAGCGAAGAAGCUGUCGAGGAAGGUACUCCCGAUGCCGUUGAGCCUAUUGAUGCGGAAGAGACCUCAGCGUCAACGGUCGUCGCCGACGAUCUGGGAGCAACUUCAAUCGCGGAAGCGCCUGUAUCUGAGGAGGUUGAGGACACUCCUACCGAAGAAGUGUCUGAGGAAACUGUUCAGGAAGAAGAAGCUGUGGUUGAGGAAGAAGAUGCUGCUGAGGCAAAAUCAGACGCUGAGCCCGAGGAGACUGCAGAUGACGCUGAGCCUGAGGGAUCUGCAGUUGAAGAAAGUGCAGCCGUGACUGACGAGACAGCGACAGCAGAGGAGGAAUCAGUUACCUCCGCGGGUGUAGAUAUCAAGGAGGCAAGUGAAGUUGCCGAACAGGACGAAGAAGAGGCGGAGGAGAGCGAUGGAGCGAGUGAAGCAUAGAGAAGUUUGGUUUAAUAGUUUUGUUUAUGUUGUGGAGGAUGUUUUUGGUAGUUUGUGCAUGUGGGGGGAGU